ACGUGGACACAACCGCACAACACUCAUGUGCACUAAACCUCCAAACUCUAAUUCCCUCGGAACGGCGUCCAAAUAUUUUCAUGUUCACCGGGAUUCAGGCUUGCGUAUAGUCCACCGCAUUUGUCUCUUUUUCGCGACAGAUCAAGAGAGAAAUAAAGAUGCGGAUACAGACAAUUGCAAGCCGGCUGCGGCCGCUUACAAUGCCUUCAAUGGCGCCUGCCGCGAGCCUCUUCCGCAGCCGCUACUUCUCGAGCACACCUGUCUUCUUCGCCGAGGGCGACAGCAGCAGCAGCAGCCCCAGCAGCAGUUCCAGCCCCGGCAGCAGAACUGAUGCCCUCAAUCCCACGAUGAAGACCACCUUUGGCCGCGCGGUUGGCGACAGCGCGCCCGUCGAAGAGGCAAACACAGAUGCAGCCAAUCCAGCCGUUGCCGCGGCCGGUCCGAUGCGACCGCCAUACGCCACACCUGCGCUCGGCGAGGCCUUCGUGCAAAAGACAUGGGAUAUCCCCACGCUGCAGUCCGCCGCCCCGGUCAUGCACGACAAGAAGAACCCCGUCAAGAAACUCGUCCUCCGCUACGCCUGGACCGUGACCUUCUCCCGCCGCAACACGCACUUUGUGCUCUCCUCGCUCUACAUGGACACCGGAAACCUCUACUCCUUCCCCGCCGAGGACGUCAAGAUCUCGAUGUCGACCGGUUACGUCGGCUUCAAAAACUCCGCGCAGGGUUCGAUCGAGGCUAUGUACCGGCUCACUCUCGCGUUUGUCAGGAAAGCCGUCGAGAUGGGCUACAUGGACCACGAGUGGGAUCUCAGACUCCGCGGCUUUGCGCAGCAGCGCCCGGCUUUUCUCAAACUCUUUGAGGGACGUGAGACUCAGGCGGUCAGACAUAAGAUCACUCGGGUGAUGGACGUCACAAAGAUGAGAGUCGGUGGUGUUCGUCCCAAGAAGACGAGAAGAGUCUAAACCUUACCUCGUCUGCAGAUUAUGUACAUAUAUCUACUAUAAUAGAAAUA
Molecule: messenger RNA, 1015 nt
Organism: Myxozyma melibiosi
Lineage: Eukaryota; Fungi; Ascomycota; Lipomycetes; Lipomycetales; Lipomycetaceae
Exons: 1
Coding region: 159-965 (268 amino acids)
Biological process (GO): translation
Cellular component (GO): ribosome
Molecular function (GO): structural constituent of ribosome
Source: RefSeq, a predicted model, not a curated record